Punica granatum (pomegranate) is the source of this 1997-nucleotide messenger RNA. Lineage: Eukaryota; Viridiplantae; Streptophyta; Magnoliopsida; Myrtales; Lythraceae. The record is from RefSeq and is a predicted model, not a curated record.
CCCCGCUGCCUAGUCAAGAGGAAGGACAGAAGGCGUUGCAGCCGAAACCUAAAACCCUAAUCAAGCUCGCACACAGAGGGAGGAGCGCCUGCAAAACCCUAAAAACCCUGAACCGAAGCACGAAGCAUGGCUGCCAUGGAGGAAAUCCAUGUCUCCAAGACCUACCCACUGAAACCGAAGCUGAAGCCGAGGCCGAAAACUCCAUCAAAGACGCCGGAAUCGAAGUACUGGUCCUCCUUCAAGAACCAUGAGAUCCCCAAUCUUAUCUCCUCCGUCCCUUCCCUCGCCUUUUCGCCGGCCGCACCCCACCGCUUCGCCGCCGCCCACUCCGCUUCGCUGUCCCUCUUCUCCCCCCAAACGCUGGCCGCGACACACACCAUCACCUCCUUCAGCGACGUCGUGUCCUCCACCUCUUUCCGCUCCGACGGGUCGCUCAUCGCUGCGUCCGACCUCUCGGGCCUUAUCCAGGUCUUUGAUGUCAAGACCCGGACCCCGCUGAGGAAGCUUCGGUCCCACACGAGGCCGGUCCGGUUCGUGAAGUACCCGGUUCUUGAUAAGCUCCACGUGAUCUCGGGUGGUGACGACGGGCUGGUCAAGUACUGGGACGUCGCCGGCGAAAAUGUGAUCUUGAACCUCAAAGGGCAUAAGGAUUACGUGAGGUGUGGGGAUUGCUCCCCGGUGAAUUUUGAUUCUUUCGUUACCGGGUCGUAUGAUCAUGUAGUGAAGUUGUGGGAUGUUCGGGUUGGUGACGAGAAUCGAGCAGUAAUGGAGAUGAAUCACGGGAAGCCUGUUGAGGAUGUCCUGUUCUUGCCCUCGGGCGGCUUGGUGGCUAGCGCUGGAGGGAACAGUGUUAAAGUCUGGGACUUGAUUGGAGGGGGGAAGCUGGUCUACUCGAUGGAGAGCCACAACAAGACUGUAACUUCAAUCUGCGUGGGACGAAUUGGGAUGGAAAUUGAUGAUGAAUCAAUGCAGAACCGGAUCUUGAGUGUGGGCUUAGAUGGCUACAUGAAAGUCUUCGACUACACCAACUUUAAGGUCACUCACUCGAUGAGGCACCCGGCACCAUUGUUGUCUGUUGGGUUCUCCCCUAGUUGCAAAGUUCAGGUUAUCGGGACGUCAAAUGGCAUAAUAUAUGCCGGGAAGAGAAAGGGGAAAGAAGCUGCAGAAGAGAUUGCCUUGGGCGGGUUACCGGGCUUCCAGAGCAUCUCGGACGAGCCCCUGAAGCGGGCUCUGAGGCCAUCCUUCUACAGGUACUUCCGCAGAGGCCAGAGCGAGAAACCAUCCGAGGGGGAUUUCUUGGUGAUGAAGCCGAAAAAGGUGAAACUGGCCGAGCACGAUAGGUUGCUGAAGAAGUUCAGGCACAAAGAGGCUCUAGUCUCAGUCCUGGGCAGGAAUAAUCCCGAGAAUGUGGUGGCAGUCAUGGAGGAGUUGGUGGCCCGGAGGAAGUUGCUCAAAUGCAUAUCGAACUUGGAAUCGGAGGAAUUAGGCCCGCUUCUGAGAUUCCUGCAGAAGUACUCCACAGUCCCUAGGUACUCGAGCUUGUUGAUGGGUUUGGCAAAGAAGAUCGUCGACAUCAGGGCUGAGGAUAUUAGGGGGUCGAAUGAGUUGAAGGGGCUUAUUAGGAACCUUAAGAGCGCGGUCGAGGAGGAGAUUCGGAUACAACAGGAGCUGCAGGAGAUUCAGGGCAUAAUCUCUCCUUUACUCAAAAUGGCAGGGAGAAGAUUAUAAGAGGGGGAAAGGAAUACUAAGUUCCAAGUUUUGUUCGGGCAAGGCAGCGGUUUCUUUAUUAAUUAACACAAAUUUUGCUACUUUCAAGGAGGAUGCAAGGAUCACAGGACUUCUUCCUGAUGAAUUCAUCCUCUUUGUCGUGUUACAUUUGGUUGUUUACAGUAUUUGGGCUCGGCUUCUGCUAAGAAAUGUAAAAGAUUUCUGAUUUCUAUCAUCUUUCAAGACUGAUCUUUACAUACAAAGCAAUAGUAGCUGAUCAAUUUUACUUA